Asparagus officinalis (garden asparagus) is the source of this 924-nucleotide messenger RNA. RefSeq lists its product as uncharacterized. The transcript is spliced from 5 exons. Lineage: Eukaryota; Viridiplantae; Streptophyta; Magnoliopsida; Asparagales; Asparagaceae. The annotation marks the transcript as partial. The record is from RefSeq and is a predicted model, not a curated record.
UUUGAAAGGGGACGAAGUUCGGGGAGAUUUGAAAAAAGAAAUGGAGGAAAGACUGAGCGAAGACGAGAAGCGAGCGCUUCGAGGGAGCAAAUUCGCGCCGCUGCGGUGGCGGGCGACCGCAUCAGUAAUCGAGAGCAGCCAAGGUUAGCUCAUCCUGGUGGGCCCAUGACAACGAACAAAGCGGCGGCGCUUGCGAAGUUUCUAGAGAGGAAACUGCAGCAGCCUGGUGGUCUUGAUUCUAUUGAUCCUCAGCUUCUUGAAGUUGCUGUGAAAAAUGCAAAGGAAACUGUGACUUCCAGCUGCGGUGGUGCUUCGAGUUCACAGAGAAAAGUAAGGCAUGUUGCUUCUUUUGGUGACAGCUCCGAGGAUUCUGGAGAUGCCCAAGAUGACACAGAAAAAAUAAAAGAAAGGAAAAAGGGGAAGAAAAAGAAAAAGAAGGGGAAAAAGGAAAAGAAAAAGAAAAAGAAUGCUCAAAGUCCUAAAUGCCAGAAGACUGUAAAGAUGAAGAGGUCAAAGUCAUGAGUAGAUGUUAAAAAGUCCAGAGAUUUUAUUUGACAAUUAAAAUGAAAAAAAGACAGGAUGCAGAGAGCUGUGUAACUGAUGUAUUCAAGGGCGUUUAGACUGCUAGCAACCUGCGCGUUCUUUUGAUUUUCGUGCGGAUGACUAACUGCCCGAUUUCAACUCAUUUGAAAUGCAAUCGAAGUCUUGAUUUCCUUUCAUUUGGAAAAUGCAAGUCACAUUUUUUGUUUGCAAGAUAAGACCGAGAAAGAUGUUUAUGGGGCUGUUUUUUGGAAAGGGGAGAGGAUUAUGAUUUUAUUGUCGUGUGAGAUGCAUGGUUUUGGAUGCAAAGUUCACUUCCCAUUGUAUGAUAGUGAUGUAUAAUGCUUAGCAAAACAUAUAAAAGUCAGGAGAUUAUUGCCUCUC